Struthio camelus australis is the source of this 6526-nucleotide messenger RNA. Lineage: Eukaryota; Metazoa; Chordata; Aves; Struthioniformes; Struthionidae. The record is from RefSeq and is a predicted model, not a curated record.
UCUUAAAACCCAGAGCGGGACCCAGAGUGCCCAAAAUAUAAGUAAGAGUGAUAAGAAGUGAUCCUGUUUGACCUCAUGGAUACUUGGGAAAGAGGACUCUUGUAGAUAUGCCCUUAGACUGUGCAGUAUCUGGUUCCAGUUUUCCUUUGGUACAACUAGCAUUAAUUAUUGUGACUGCUCUGAAGACUGUCUACAAGCAACUGCAAGAUGAAAGGAGCAAGAGUGAUGAAGAUCUUGCCCUAAAACUUUCUUGAACACAGAUUACACUUUACAUCAGUAGAAAUGGACAGCAGCAGUUUCAUUCAGUUUGAUGUGCCUGAGUACAGCAACACUGUUUUGAGCCAGUUAAAUGAACUCCGCUUGCAAGGAAAGCUAUGUGACAUAAUUGUGCAUAUUCAGGGUCAGCCAUUUCGAGCCCAUAAAGCAGUCCUAGCUGCCAGUUCCCCAUAUUUCCGUGACCAUUCAGCAUUAAGCACCAUGAGUGGCUUGUCAAUAUCGGUUAUUAAAAAUCCUAAUGUUUUUGAACAGUUGCUUUCAUUUUGUUACACUGGAAGGAUGUCCUUGCAGCUGAAGGAUGUUGUCAGUUUUCUGACUGCAGCCAGCUUUCUGCAGAUGCAGUGCGUCAUUGAUAAAUGCACACAAAUACUAGAGAGUAUUCAUUCAAAGAUCAGCGUUGGUGAUGUUGACUCUGUCACUGUUGGUGCUGAAGAAAAUUCAGAAAACCGCAAUGGAGUUAAAGACAGCAGCUACUUUGCCAAUCCUAUUGAGAUAUCUCCCCCCUAUUGCUCUCAGGUGCGACAGUCAACAGCAAGCAGCGAUCUUAGGAUGGAAACUACUCCAGGCAAAACUCUACGUAGUCGUCUGCAAGAAGAAGGGCAUUCAGAUCGAGGAAGCAGUGGGAGCAUCUCUGAGUAUGAGAUUCAGAUUGAAGGUGAUCAUGAGCAAGGAGACCUGAUAGUAAGGGAGAGUCAAAUUGCAGAGGUGAAAGUUAAAAUGGAAAAGUCUGACAGGCCCAGUUGCUCUGAUAGCUCUUCCCUUGGUGAUGAUGGAUAUCAUACUGAAAUGGUGGAUGGAGAGCAAGUGGUGGCAGUAAAUGUUGGUUCCUAUGGGUCUGUGUUACAGCAUGUUUAUUCAUUUACCCAUGCCUCAUCCCAGGCUACAGGUGUGUCUGAAACCUUCGGAAGCCUAAGCAAUUCAAGUCCUUCAAGGUCUAUGCUGAGCUGUUUCAGAGGGGGGCGUGCACGCCAAAAGCGGGUAUCCACUGGUCACUUGCAUAGUGAUGUUCAGGGCUUGAUACAAGGGGCUGACAGUGAAACCAUGGUGAGUAACCCAGGAUAUGAAAGUAGUCCCCGGGAAAGAAAUGCAAGAGGUCACUGGUAUCCAUACAAUGAAAGGUUAAUUUGUAUCUACUGUGGAAAGUCUUUCAACCAGAAGGGGAGCCUUGAUCGACACAUGCGACUGCACAUGGGAAUAACUCCUUUUGUGUGCAAGUUUUGCGGGAAGAAAUAUACCCGCAAGGACCAACUCGAGUAUCAUAUUCGUGGCCACACAGAUGACAAGCCCUUUCGUUGUGAGAUCUGUGGAAAGUGUUUUCCUUUCCAGGGUACGCUAAACCAGCAUUUGCGAAAGAAUCACCCUGGGGUAACAGAAGUACGAAACAGGGUAGAGUCUCCGGACAGAACAGAGGCAUUUGUGGAACAGAAAGUAGAUAAUGAUGCUUCAGCUUCUGAAGUUAUGGAUUCUAGUAUGGAAAUUCAUGCAAUGUCUAACACAUCUGAUUAAAAUACUACAUUCUAAGUGCAACUCAAACAAGCACAUUAAUAAUGCGUUUUUUUAAUUUUUUAUUCUUUUAGUAAUCUUCAGUACAACAGCCUUUUAAUUUUCCUGACUUUCUGAAAUGUUUUCUGGAGAAGACUACAUAAAUGUUCGUUGUUUGUGAUGGAGGCUGUUUUUGGGGUGGGGGUGGGGUGGUUUGUUUUGUUUUUUCUUCUGAAGAUGCUCAAAAUAUAAAAGACAGUGUACUGGGGAAGGAAUAGGAAAAGUCUGCUAAAAUGUCCCUAUUGUUUGAUCUGGUAAGACACAAUUUCCAGCAGAGAAAGAUAAUAAAAUAAGAUCGGCAGCUCUGCUGGAUAUACCAAUAAGCUAUAGUCUCCCUUACUUUAUUUCCUAAAUCCUGUUGCUGGUAAUGAGGGUUAUGCAGGACUAAGGGGGAGAGAAAGUAUUAUCCAUCUGAUUCCUUCCAUGCAUCACAAUGGAUUCUGUUCAUUUUUACUAACUGUUUCUGGUAGUUAGUCUGUUUAUAUAUAUAAAAUUGCUUUAUAUAUAUAAAAUGCUUUCACUUUUCCUAUUCUGGUUGAGGUGAAUGUAAAAGUAUGUCAAGGUUUAUACUAUGUACCAGUUUUACAACUGCUAGGUCUUCUCUCUGCCUAGGAUUUAGGACUCUGGACUUUGGGAGGAUGAUUUGGUUUUUAGAAGAAUGUUUGGUUUUUAUUUUAUUAAACUAUUACGUUGUGUGCAAAAGUGAGCAAAGUGAAUUACCUUGUUUUAAUAGCUUUGCUUUAUAACAUAUGUAAACCAAAUGCCAUAAAUCUAUUAAAUUAUGGUUAAUUGUUUGGGUUUUUGUUAGUUGUCUAGAACACAAGCUAGACAACCUGUGGUGCUGACCUUUUUUUAUAUAUAGAGAUAGAUAUAUAUCUAUAUAUAUAUAUAAAAAAGAUACUAUUAGCAAACCCAAAAGUAGCAUUGUGGUUUUAAAUGUGUUUUUACUGGCCUCAGAAUCUACCUUCAUUUCGUACUGUAGAAACAUACCAGGUAACUAAAUUUAACUUCAUCACUCUUCGUGGUUGGCUAACACUAACCAGAAAGGGAUGUUGUAGUUUAAACUACAGUACUUCCAAGCAGUGUUGUAAUGGGUCUCUUCACAGAGAGCUGUUUUCAGGUGCACAUUGACUUCCUACUUACAGCUCCAAGUGAUAUGUCAGCACUUGGAAUUUGUACUUUUUUGUAUAAAAAACAAAUAUUCUAUGGGAAUUGCAAGCAAUAUGUCUGUUAUUUCAUGUGUUAGUAUUACAAAGAGUUGCUAUGGCUUCCCCAUUAUUUCAGUGGUUGUUUUCUGCAUAAGGAAACCACCAACAACUUUAAAAGUACUCUAAAUCUUUUUGUUUCACCAUUUCUUUUUAAUAUGGUGCUAACUUCAUUAUUUAGGUCAGUAUAAUAUUUAAAAUGUGAAACCUAAUGGUAACAGUGAAAAAAAAGCAAAAAAAAACCAAAAAAAAAAAAACAAACAAUAAAACAAUAGCUUAAGAGACCUCAAAAGCAUGAGCUGGCAAACACUACUGUGUAGAAUUCUACCUGAUAAGCAGAAUUCAGUUAAUCACGUACUACUUUAAAAUACAGAAGAAUUAUGCUUUAUAUAAUUGGUCCAUAUGUUUGUUUAGCAAAUAGUGAAAAUACAUCUGUGAACAUGUUUAUUUCCUGAAAUUUAGAAAGUAAAAGCUCAUUCCUAAAUUACAGGAAAGCAAAAAGGUAGGUUUGCUAUCUUGUAAUGCUUUUUGGGCGCCUGUAGCUCAAAUUGCUAUAUGUAGAUUUUUUUUUUUUUUUAAACACUUUUCAGGCCCUUUGCCCAUGAAGUUGGGGCGUAUUUGUGCAGUAGCUUUAUAAAAUACACUAGUUCUUAAUAUUGUGACAGUCCGCAAUAAUGAUUAAUCUUAUUAAAUAAAGAUUUACAGUAUAAAUCCAACUUGCUCCAUAGGAGCAGUUUCAGUUAAAUUGAAUGCAUAAUUUGCCUUUCCUCCUAAAACUGCCUAAGUGAGGGGGGUGGCGGGUGGGAAGGGUGUUCUCUCUUUGAAGUAACAAUAGAAUUUUGUUUCCAGUAAAGGAAAUUAUGUCUGUCUAGGGGAGGUAGGAUGUCUAUAUGUUUACCCACUUAAACACGUGUUGGUGUUUCUGAUACUGUUUUUUCUGCUAUGUUUUUUAAGUAACUAAAUGCAAAAAAUUGUGUUUUGAUAAAUUAAGAUUGAGACAUGCAAAAUCAAAGAAAUUUAGAUUUAUUCUUAACCCUUCAUCUUGGACCUGUGCUGUGGUGCCUUUGGCGUAACUACUUUCACAGUAGCGUGAGUUGAGGAAAGCAGGAUAUGGGCUACUAAUAAUAUAUUUCUUGAAUUUUUCUGUGUCACAAUCUUAACAUUAUUUAAAUAUAGUUCUUUGUAUUUGUAAAUUUAUUAAACUGGUUUGAGUUUACCAAAGAGUGACUUAUCCAAAAUUGUCUCUGACAAAAACAAAAAAAAUCACUUUGAUUGUACAGGUUCAGGUUCAAAACAUUGUAACAGGACUGUUAAGGGGCAGGAAACGAUCACUUUUUCUACAAUAUCAUGAUUCAGCAGUUUGCAAGUUCUGCUUGCGACUAUUCAUGCUGAUAUGCCAUUUACCUUUUCCACUGCUAGCAGUGUUAAGAAUGAUCAAGCCAUAACACAGUACUGUAAAGUUCAGCAGUGCUUCAAAGGAUGCAUACAUAGGUAAGCAUAAAACAUCAUUGACCGUUAUUUUUACACUUACAAAGUGUGCGACUCUGGUAGAAAACGAACUUCAAACCUGGCAACAGCAAUUAAAUUGUGCCUUGUCACAUAAUGGUAUGCCAGGAUUAACAUUGUCAUGAAACAUGAAACAUUAUCUAAUUGAAGUUCAUUUCACAAGUCCACCAAGACGAAGUAUGCUGUGUUAUUUUAAGCAAAUUAUGGAAGUACUGUACAGUGUCUUGUUUCUGUACAGUUUUAGGUUAGCACAGAGCUGUUACACAUUUCAUUUACAAUAAAUGCAGAAGUCAAUAAAUAUGUGAAGAAAUAUUUGACAACAAAAUAAAUCAUGAAAUCAUAUAGGCUGGUUCAUAAUUGAGUCUCUUCUUAAUCUACCUUUUUAAUUAUAGACAAAUGUGAAAACAGUGACAGUGUCCUUUCCUCUAGAUGUUUAACCUAUUACAAACUGUGAAAAUAAAGAAUUUUAUAUCUUUGCUAAUGUUUGUGGUUUUAAACAGUUAUUUUAGUUUUCUUAAUCAGUUAUCUUCCAUAUCAUUUCUAUUAAAGUUGUAAAUACAUUUAGAAAAUAGCUAUGUAAAUAUUUAGAGUAUAUUGGAAGUUCAGUUUGGUCAACACGGCCUAAAGAUUGGCUCUGCAUUUUAGUGUGAAUUCUUUCAAUAGCAUAUAAAGGAUACUGUCAAUUCACUGUUCAGCAGAAUAUACUGUAGGCCUAAAUUGGUAGUUUUUGAUGCAAUCUUCCCAAGCAUAAAUUCAUGUUUUAUGCUGCAGCCUUUGGUUGACUUUUAGACAAAACAAUGAGGCCUCUAAUAUGUUUAGGCUGAAAUAUGGGAAGGAACAGCAAGAAUAAAAUCAAGGGCUGGGAAAAGAUUGAAUGAGCUUUACCUUCAAAAAUAUGUAUCUUAUUUGAAUUUUUUUGUAUUAGUUUACUGUGAUUCUUUUAUUGUCAUUUUUCUAAAUGGGUUUCACAUGAAACCAUUGAAAGGGACUCAAAUAUGCAACACCUAAUCUAUUUUGCAAGGGAAUGUUACCCUUGAAUGGUGCUUUUAGACUGGUCAGGGUUAUUUAUUAAAUUUUAUAUUUGAAAGUAUUUGGGGAAUUGUGUAAAUUCUUUAUAUGAAACUGUUUAGUUCAUGAAUUGUAAAUUUCAUAAUACUCAGUGAUUGAAUCGGAAGUUUAGUAAAGUCAUUCAAAAUGUUCAAAGUUUAUAACCUUUGUGCAUUUUACAUAUCUUUUAACAAGUGCCAGAAUAGUUGUAUUUAAUAUUGUAGUUUUAAUACUACUUGCACAUCCCUGUGAUAGCGUUAACUUAGUUAUGCAAGUUUACAUUUAAAAAAAAAAUGCUAAACAAGUAAGCCUGGGACAUGUGUUCCUGUUUUUCUUCAGGGGAUGUGAAGCUAAGUAUCAAUAACUGAGCAGGUUUGCUUGUAGUUUAUAUAAGUAACUCCUGCUAUGGUAGAUACAAUAAACUGCUGUUUCUCCAAUUUACAUAUGCUAUGAAUUCAACCUUUGGACUUGUAUUGCAAGUCUCUGGUUGUAUAUCUGAUUAGAUAUACAUCUUGCACAAUUUUAGCAGUGUUUUCGUUUCUGACUGAAAAAUGGUAUUUUUAAAUAACUUUUGUUUGUAUGAUUGCUUUUCAUGAUAAAUAUUUGAACAAUUUGAAUGACUUGACUUGGUGUCAUUAUCUUGCAAUAUAAACCGGUAACCUCACAACUCCACACUUCAUCACCAUGUGAAGUAAAUGAAGCUAGCUAAGCUGAUGCUGUAACAAUUAAUAACUUGCCAUUAAGGAUUAUUUUAUAGCAUGAAUUUUAAAGUAUUUAUUCAAAUGAUAUUUUACUCUUGUAUUCAUUUUGUUUUUAGUUUUGUGACAUGAAUAUUUCAGUGCUGCUUUAUUUUGUUCUGAUGAAUUUGUUUCUUGCUUGUAAAUUGCUUUUUUUAUGGUAUAAAGUCAAUGGGAAUUGCUGUUUGUAAAUUAAAAUGCUUCUAGAGCAAA